Colletotrichum chrysophilum is the source of this 1089-nucleotide messenger RNA. RefSeq lists its product as uncharacterized. Lineage: Eukaryota; Fungi; Ascomycota; Sordariomycetes; Glomerellales; Glomerellaceae. Bases 1 to 1089 code for a protein of 362 amino acids. The transcript has 2 exons. The record is from RefSeq and is a predicted model, not a curated record.
AUGCUGAGCUCCGUUGGACCCUCGAAGUCGCGCAUGUCAAGGCGGUCGCUGUCACAGGCGCCGGUGUCCCUCCCGGUCCUGCCGUACACAUCUGCCGAGUGGAGCAAGGCCGUCUCCGACGUCAAGAGACAGUAUCUCAACCGCAAGUACCGCCCGUGCUCGAUGCGAUGCUGUGAGAUUCUCGACAACCUCAAGGACACCGGCAACAUUGAGCCUGCGUAUCUCAUCUACCUGCACUUCUACGCCGCCAGCUCCUUCGAGAUGCUCUCCCGUCCCCUAGGCGGCACGUCGCCUUACAAGACGAGACUCCUUCAGCAGGCCCGCGAGCACUACACCAAGGCCUCCGACCUUUCCAGGGCCGCGGACGAGACCAUGUCCCGCUCCUCCCGCCCAUCCUCGGCAGCAACCUCCAGCAUGCACUCCCCCUCCAGCUCCAUCUCCUCCCGCGCCUCAUCCCGCACGUGGACGAACUCGACCGCCUUCUCCUCGCCCACGCCCUCUGUCUGCUCCGUCGAGGACGCCGUCAACAAGCUCUCCCAGGCCACGACGCCCCCGCAAAAGAAGCGCGUCACCUUCCUCGACUUCCCCGAGGAGCCCAUGAUCCGCCCGGACUCGCCCACCCUCGGCUUCGACGACUUCCUCUCCGCGCCCAUGGAGCCCGAGCCGCGCUACCUCCCCGUCCUCCCCGAGGAGCCGGAACCCGCCGACGAGCAGCAGCAGCAGCAGCCCGAUGAGCAGUUCCCCAAGCCCCCGACGCCGGAGCCCCUGACCGAGGACUGCGACGCCUUCGACUUCCUGCGCGAGCGCUCCGUCCACCGCUACUGCGGCCUCCUCUCCAGCCUGCGCUCCCAGAUCUCGAUCCACAUCGCCGGCGUCGAGGAGCAGCUCGCCGCCCCGCCGCCCCAGGACGCUGCUCCCCCCUCUUCAUUGCCCGUCAGGGCCGCCACCCCUGAACUCAACGACGAGCUGCGCAGCCUGGACAUCAAGGCCCGCAUCGAGAAGCUGCGCCAGAACAACUGGCAACGCCGCCGCUUCGAUGUCGGCCGCUACGAGGCGCUGCGCGAGAGCGCCCUCGCCGAGCUGGAGUAA